UCUGUCGCGGCGGUGGGUUGGAGCCGCUGUGUCCCCGAUCUGGCACGUUCCUGUCCAAAUUAUUAUCGGGUUAAAAUUGGAUUCCCUUUUACGAAAUCUCUGAAAUUCUCAACUCUGCCAAAUUUAAAGUGCUCUCCAAUUCUAUUUUUCCGCACACAGCCUCAACAUUAGAACCCCCAAGAAGAUGGCGAUGGGGUCGGCAGUCGCCCGGCUUGAGGGCCGAGAAUUCGAAUACCUGAUGAAGAAGAGGUCGGCGACCAUCGGUCGGAACUCAUCGCAGGGCUCGGUGGACGUUAGCAUGGGCCACUCCAGUUUCAUCUCUCGCCGGCACCUCGAAAUUUUCACCGCUGGUGAAGACGGCACCGGUAGCGGGGAAUUCUACCUCCGAUGCCUCGGCAAAAACGGGGUGUUUGUGGAUGGGGUGUUCCAGAGACGAGGGGCUCCACCUCUGCAGCUCCCACGAAUGUGCUGUUUCCGGUUCCCCAGCACCAACAUUAAGAUCACGUUCACAGCCCUGUCCAGCGAUAAGAAGGAGCGUAGGAACGUGUCGGAGUCACCGGUCAAGCCCGUCCAGCACCAGAUGGCGCCGCUGACCAUCAACAUUCCAGACAACAUCGCCCACCUCAUAAGCCCGCUGCCCUCACCCACUGGCACCCUCAGUGCCGCCAACUCCUGUCCAAACUCCUGUCCGUCAAGUCCCAGAGGGGCGGGGCUGUCUGGCUAUAGGAUGGGCCGCGUGCUGACCGCUGACCUCGUCAACGAGAACUCCCAAACAGACGACAAGGAGGGCUCGGGAGGAGACAGCCCCAAGGAUGACUCCAAGCCACCGUAUUCCUAUGCCCAACUAAUAGUCCAGGCCAUCACCAUGGCCCCCGACAAGCAGCUGACUCUGAAUGGGAUUUACACACACAUCACCAAGAACUACCCCUACUACAGGACCGCAGACAAAGGCUGGCAGAACUCGAUCCGUCACAACUUGUCUCUGAACCGCUACUUCAUCAAAGUGGCUCGGUCUCAGGAAGAACCGGGUAAGGGAUCGUUCUGGAGGAUCGACCCCUCAUCAGAGGGCAAGUUGUGUGAACAGGCGUUCAGGAAACGCAGGGCCAGGGGGGUACCCUGCUUCAGGACCCCGCUGGGGCCCCUCUCAUCUAGGAGUGCCCCGGCCUCUCCUAGCCACACAGGGGGGCUGUCGGCCCACUCCAGUGGUGUGCAGACCCCAGAAAGCCUAUCCAGGGAGGGCUCCCCUGUCCCCAUGGACCCAGAGCCAGCUCGGGCCACAGCUCCCACCACGGCCACUGCCCUACAGCCCAAACUAGCUGUCAUCCAGGAGGCCCAAUUCGCUAAGAGUGCUACUGGCUCCCCUCUGAACAGCCAGCCGGUGCUGAUCGCCAUGCAGCGACAGUUGCCCCAGACGACAAUGAAGCCUGUUACCUACACCAUGGCAACGCCUGUCAUGACAACAGCUGUAAGCUCUGCCCCCAUCAUGCAGACAGUGCACGUACUCCAACAGAUUCCGAUGGUCACCAUGGCUACCGUCGCUGCCACACAGAAUUCAGUUGUUACGCUGAAAACAGAACCGCAGGAGAACGGAGGGGGAGACCACAAUGGGGUCAAAGUCAAAGUGGAGUCUGUCCCAGGCAUCACUACUUCCUCUAUAGGCGGGGCCAAUCGCAUAAUCCAGACCUCCCAGGCCACACCCCUAACAGUUACCAUCGUGCAACAACCUCCCCUGGGCCAGCAUCGGCUUCCUAUCAAGGCCAUCACACAGAACGGGACUCACCUGGUUCCCAUCACUACUGUUGCUAACACAGCAGUGGUGAACCCCCUCCACCUGUUGGCUGCUCAUGCCUCGGCCUCUGCAUCGCUGCCCACCAAGAGGCAAAACGGGGAGCUGGCCGACCACCCCGAACCCAAGAGGGUCAAAACUGAGGAGGGGGGCGAGAGCAUAGCCCCCGUUGUAACCAACUCGUGCACAAGCGGAGACGGGGACAAUGGGGUUAGUGAAAAGGCUGGCGAUAAGUAGAGGUCUUGACCCCUCUCCUUAAUGAGCUCUACUAUUCUACUAUCCCGCCCCCUCUGUUCUCACUCCCACGACCGGACUCCCACUCGAAACCAUGUUUAUCCUCUACUCCAAGGUGCCAAAAGAAGACGAGGUAUGGAUCCACCUCCGGACUACAGUAUGUGUGAGUAGUAGACAGACCGCCACCCAUCCAUUGGUAUAAAAAGCAGAAAAGAAUAUGAUGCAAAGACCAAAACCAGGACAAGCAACAAAAACAAAAAAGGAAUAUUUGAAGUUGUUAGAGGUGACCCUGUUUGAGAUACAAACUACAACUAAACCUUAAGUGAAGCACAGUAAGUCUUGUUAACGUUUAAAUGUAAAUUAAGUCUAUAAAAAUGUAAAUGAGAUCAAAACAGACCUCUGGACUUUGACCACCAGAAUCACCAAGCCUUCCACUGCUGAUUGGAAAGUUCCUUUUUUUUUUUACACAGGACACAACCCCAAGAGAGGGAAGUAGCCAAUGGCAUCAUCCCAGCAGCAUUAUAGGCAAGC
This is a messenger RNA of Oncorhynchus keta (chum salmon), 2551 nucleotides long. It is a transcript of the gene foxk2a, whose product is annotated as forkhead box K2a. The transcript has 9 exons. Gene Ontology annotation, molecular function: RNA polymerase II cis-regulatory region sequence-specific DNA binding; DNA-binding transcription factor activity, RNA polymerase II-specific; protein binding. Gene Ontology annotation, biological process: regulation of transcription by RNA polymerase II. Bases 185 to 2023 code for a protein of 612 amino acids. NCBI's taxonomy places the organism in Eukaryota, Metazoa, Chordata, Actinopteri, Salmoniformes, Salmonidae. The record is from RefSeq and is a predicted model, not a curated record.